This is a messenger RNA of Acanthaster planci (crown-of-thorns starfish), 9460 nucleotides long. RefSeq lists its product as uncharacterized. The record is from RefSeq and is a predicted model, not a curated record. NCBI's taxonomy places the organism in Eukaryota, Metazoa, Echinodermata, Asteroidea, Valvatida, Acanthasteridae. Gene Ontology annotation, molecular function: calcium ion binding; protein binding. Gene Ontology annotation, biological process: cell-matrix adhesion.
AUUUGUUCAGACAACCGCAGACAGUUUCCCAACUGGAACAAGUGCGGUUGUCAAGUUGGUUACAACUGAGAGUUUUACUACAAAUUCUAUCCUUAAUGAACCUUGCAGUAACAGUGAUGAACUCCGUUGCUCUGAUGGCGUGUGCAAAAACCGCAAGGUUUUUUGCGAUUCGUGGCCAGGUGACUGCACAGACUUCUAUGAUGAAGAUGAGACACUUUGCUGUGAUGUGCUGAUGGUGAACACUCACUGCUACAAACCAGACCACUAUCGUUGCUCUGAAGGCCGGUAUAUCCCAAACAGUUUUCUCUGUGAUGGGUAUACUUACGACUGUUUGAACAACGAGGACGAGAAUGAAGAACAUUGUGUCUUCUGUCCACACCCUGGAGAACUGGCAAAUGGGCAGAUCGCACCGUGGAAGGAGAAAUACCGGGAGGGUGAAAAUGUGACAUUUUCCUGCUUGGAUGGCUACUCAUUGAGAGGAGAUGCAUCAGCUUAUUGCGCAAAUAUGACAUGGAGUGUGGAUCUUCCUGAGUGCUAUGAGAACUGCCCUACUCCCAGGACUCCAGCCCUGGGCUCACACAACGCCUCAUCACCUGUCAUGCAUUUGGAUGUCAUCGGCUUCACCUGUUACCCAGGUUAUGCCCUGAUUCCUGACACGACUGUCAUAUGUAACAAUGGCACAUUGGAGGGGAGGAUCCCAACAUGUCAAGAUAUUAAUGAGUGUGAAAGUUCUCCCUGCCUGAAUGGAGGUCGUUGCUCCAACCUUGUUAAUGCAUUUAAAUGCAUGUGUACUCCAAGCUGGACUGGCACUAACUGCUCUAUUGAUAUUGAUGAAUGCACGUCUGCUAUCCACAAUUGCCAUACCAAUGCAACCUGUAACAACACAAUCGGCGGUUACGGAUGCGCCUGCAAUGAAGGAUUCCGUGGAAACGGAUUCCUCUGCCGAGAAAUAAUCAUGUUCCCAUUUGGAGUUACAAAUGGUGAUUCUCUUCUGAGCGGGACUUCAGCUCAAUCCUUAGCCUCGGAUAUUGUCUCAAACAUCAUUAAACCUGAAUACGGCUUCCCACUUGGUUACAAAUAUUUCUUCUCAGGCCUCUACUUCACAGAUAAUGGACAGAUCAUCUUCACCAACCGCAAUGAUAUGCUUCUGGCCUUUCCCCAUCCAUUCCCUGGUGGAUUUAAUCGCAGUGACAGCAUUGCCGUUGUUGCGCCUUUCUGGAUCGAUGCCAAUCCAUUUGCUGGUGAUGCUGAGGUUUUUUACCAGAUUUACACGAAUACCAGUGGACCAGUGAUGCAGGAUGCAUUGUCAAGGAUCAAGGCCGUACAUACGUCAUUUUCUAGCUGGACACCAGACUGGAUGCUGGUGGUCACAUGGUACAAAUUACCAUCAUUCAUAGAAACAAUUAAUACUAACACAUUCCAAGUGGCCUUGGUCACUGACGGGGACUACAGCUUUGCCGUCGUUAACUUCCCCGAGGGAGAGAUGCAGUGGAACUACAAUGCCCUCUCUGACACUGACGUCAUCAUUGGCUUCAGAAGUGGAAGGAGUCUCUUUGUCAACUCCCAGAAGGCAAGCCCGUUCACCUCCAUCGCCGACAAGUUCCGGCCAGACUCACUGAUCGGAAACACUGGCCUCAAGGGCCGCUGGGUGUAUCGGCUGGAUUCGAAUAACCGGAGGGUCACCAAUCCGAAACGCUUCUGCAGAUGGUGGUAUAACCGUCAGCCAGACCCAAGGAUUUGGAAUAGAUAUUUAGGAACCUGCCCGUGUGCCUUCUCACAAGGAGGCAGGGAUAGCAAGUACGGUCGCCGUAGAUCAAGACGUGUUGAUGGGUCAAGAUCCAGCAUGCCCCUCUCUGAUGCUGUCCUGAAUGCAGUAAAUAAUGAAGAAGAUGGAUUCUGCCUCCGGACUCAAUUUCCUCCCACACGGGCAGGUGCUGGAAUGGUUUGUUGUUACCGUGCAGACCGGUCGCUCAUCACAGGCUACAAGGGACCCUUUGAGCUCAGUGUAACGGAAAGAAUUGGUAGACGCUCUAACUUCUUUCUUCGGCUUUUUUGGAUUUUUUUGGAUUUUUACCCACGCUUUUACUGUUGUGAUAAAGCAAAUGAUGAGACCUUCUGUGAUAUGUACUUUGAAAAGCGUCCGAAGGGUAGUUGUAGUGGAUACCUACCUCCCACAACAGGUUGGAUGAUGGGCGAUCCUCACAUCACAACUUUGGACGGAGUAGGGUACACCUUCAAUGGCCUUGGGGAGUACACACAGUUUCUGUUGCCCGACAGCAACGGGGAGGCUCUGUUUGAGAUCCAGGGAAGGACCAUGCGUGCCUGGAAUAACAAGACCGGAGAGCUGUCACAGGCCACUCAGUUUAUUGGCUUCGUAGGCCAGGCAAAUGAUUCUGCAAAGGUCCAGAUGGUUGCCAAUGAGAAUCUCACAGAUGUUGACGUAUUCGUCAAUGAUGAACUCUUCAACAAGACCUUAAUUGAAGAAGAUGUGUACGAGGUUCCUAAUGCCUCCUGCAUCAUCGCACAGAAGCUGGACGCCAACAAUAACACUCGCUACCAAGCCACCUGGACGGUGGGGACGUCGAUGGAGGUUGGGAUCAGUCUGGGGAUUUUGGACAUCAUCGUGUCUGCUCCAGCUGUGUACAAGAAUGGAUCUAGUCGUGGGCUGCUGGGAGUGUGGAAUGGUGACCCAUCUGAUGACUUCCUGAAACGCAAUGAAACCCUACUGACAGCCUCUGGCAGUGAUGGCAACUACACUGAUUCAGACUUCUUUAAAUUUGGAGAGACUUGGAGGACAACGCCUGAAACCUCCCUCUUCCUGUACCCGUCGGACACAACCUGGGCGGACUACAACAACCUGACCUUCAUCCCACUGUUUCUGGAUGAGCUCAUCGCUGAAGCAGAGAGAGAUGAUCCGACAUUCCUCGCCGAGAUUCGAUCUUCCUGCGGGGACAACGACAUGUGCCUGUUUGAUUCCCUAGCGACCAAAAACAUGGACAUCGGCAUGGCAACGAUGGCCAAAGGUGAAGAGAACCAACAGAACGCAGCAGAACUAGCAAACUUUCCUCCAACUAUUGACAACGGAACCAAUGUGAUACUUGCCCGCGUGGGAGAUCCCGUGGAGGUGCAAGUCAUGGCCAGUGAUCCAGAUGGAGAUGCAGUCACCUUCUCUCUGGUAGAGGACAUUGAAGGAGCAUCCCUCAACCAAGCCGGUCUUUUUACCUGGAAUCCUGCCAACGUCAACAAAGUUAGCAUUGGCAUCAGGGCCAGUGAUGGAUCGGCCAAUGCUGUGUUUGAACCAACUGUGAAAGUCUGCAACUGUCAAAACAAUGGGACCUGCCUGUAUGAUCAGUACGUCGAGAACACAAACAUCAUGAAAGACAAUUUUGCGGUGGUUGUGUGCAAUUGUACCCCAGGCUGGUCAGGUGACUUUUGUGAAGUUGACUUCAAUGCUUGCCAAGACAGCCCGUGCUUUGAUAACGUCACUUGCAUCGACUUACCACCACCAGAGGUGACAAACACAUGUGGACCAUGCCCUGACAACUUGCAGGGCAAUGGGUUUACCUGCUAUGAUUUGGAUGAGUGUAAUGCCCCUGGGGGCUCCCCAUGCUCCCAGCUGUGCGCUAACUUCCUAGGGGGCUACAACUGCUCCUGCAACAGUGGCUACGUGCUUGAUCAGGACAUGCACAACUGCACCGAUGUCGACGAGUGCAUGCAGGCAAAUGGGACCAACUGUCACAUGGCUGCCGUCUGUAACAACACAGCAGGAGCAUAUGUGUGCUACUGCCCUGAAGGCUACACCGACGUCAACGGGGAUGGGACCCUCUGUGAAGAUAUAAAUGAGUGUCUGGCAAUGCCUCCUGUGUGCACAGCAGAAAUGGAUUGUCAGAACAAUGUUGGCAGUUACGAGUGCAGCUGCUCAGCGGGGUAUGAGAACGAAAAUGAAACUUGCGUGGACAUUGACGAGUGUGCAAGGAACACGUCGGACUGCGGGGAGUUUGCAACUUGCAGAAACGUUCCCGGCCAGUUCGUCUGCAGAUGUGAGGCAGGUUUCAGGGGCGACGGCUACAACUGUAGCAACAUUGAUGAGUGCCAGGAGGGCUUGUCUCGCUGCACCGGCAGAAGUGUUUGUCAGGACACGUUAGGAAGUUACCUGUGUCAGUGUGAUGUUGGAUUUGUCAGUGAUGGAACCAUGUGUGAAGAUCUUGACGAGUGCAAUUCCACCAUGAGCAACAACUGUUCUGAUGUCGGCUCCAUGUGUGUAAAUUCCCCUGGUUCCUACACAUGUCGCUGCCUGGACGGCUAUGAAGGCGAUGGAUUUACCUGUCAAGAAGUUUUGAUAACAACUAAGGCAACAAUAUUGGCAAAAGUAACCUCUGGGGUUGAGAUCACCACGGGGAUGCGUGAUUCAGCAACCCAAAUGAUGGACAGAGAGGAGGAUGCAGCCACACAAAGCAGAGCUGAUGAACCUGUCACCAUAGCAACCAUGAUGACUGAUGUUGAGGAUGCAGGGACAGCUGACACUGCUACUGGAGGGGACGAGGCAACCACACUAGGCACAGCCAAUGAGUCUGUCACCGUGGCAACCAGGAUGACUGGGGAUGAGGAUGCAGGGACAGCUGAGACAGCCACUGAAGAGGUUGGGCUAGCCACACAAAGUACAGCUGAUGAGUUUGUCACCAUGGCAACCAGGAUAACCGGUGACGAGGAUGCAGGAACAGCUGAGACAGCCACGGAAGAGGUUGGGGCAGCCUCACAAAGCACAGCUGAUGAGGAGUUUGUUACCAUGGCAACCAGGAUGACUGGUGAUGAGGAUGCAGAGACAGCUGAGACAGCCACUGAAGAGGUCGGGGCAGCCUCACAAAGCACAGCCUAUGAGGAGUUUGUCACCAUGGCAACCAGGAUGACUGGUGAUGAGGAUGCAGAGACAACUGAGACAGCCACUGAAAAGGUUGGGGCAGCCUCACAAAGCACAGCUGAUGAGGAGUUUGUUACCAUGGCAACCAGGAUGACUGGAGACAAGGAUGCAGAAACAGCUGAGACUGCAACUGACGAGGUGGAGGCAGCAACACAAAGCAGAACUGACAUGGUUGAUGUCACCAUGGAAUUUGAAAUGGCCACCAAUGAAAUAGUCACUCACAAUCCACCCCAAGCAACUCAAGCCUUGUCUGAUGAAGAUACAACAGGAACGGAGGGCAAUGUUGCUGUUGAUGCUGCAACUGCUGCCCCGUUGGAAGUAACUGCAGCAGCUGCCGAUAGCACAGCUGCAGAUGAACAGGCAGGGCCCACAGCCGGAAUCACCGUCCCAGUGGAGGGAACCACGGAAGAUGUGGACGGCUGUUCAUUACCUGGUAGCUGCGCUGAAAACAGCAUGUGUGAGAACACAGCGGGAAGUUUAGUGUGCACUUGCAAUGCUGGUUACCAAGGUGAUGGCUUCAAUAACUGCACAGACAUAGAUGAGUGUUUGGAGAAUCCCAGCCUCUGUGAUCGCAAUGCUACCUGCACCAACCUGGCGGGCAACUACACUUGCCAGUGUAAUGCUGGUUUGCAAGGUGACGGCACCACCAGCUGCACCGACAUUGACGAAUGCUUGCAAGACCCAGCCGUGUGCGACCAGAAUGCCAUGUGCACCAACUUGUACGGCAGCUACAUCUGCGAGUGCAACGAGGGAUACUUCGGCAAUGGAAAAACAUGCACAGAUGUGAACGAGUGUUCUCUCACCGUGCCUCCUUGCGUUGCCAACAGCAUGUGCCAGAAUUCCGUGGGUAGUUUCACCUGUACUUGCAGUGUUGGUUACGAAGGUGACGGACUCACCAGCUGCUCCGACAUAGACGAGUGUUCCCGGGGUCUAAGCAACUGCUAUCAGAAUGCAACGUGCACCAACACUGAUGGCAGCUUUGACUGCCGGUGUGAUGGAGGAUUUUCUGGGGAUGGAGAAAUGUGCACAGAUAUAGAUGAAUGUGUGACUGACCCUAACAUAUGCACUGGCUAUGGGGAGACGUGCCUGAAUGUGGAGGGUAGUUUCUCCUGUGUAUGCAAUAUCUUAGAAGGAUUUGCUGAAGUCAAUGGGACUUGUCAGUUGUUUACCAGUUUCAGAGGUAGCUUUGUGAUCAAUGCCAUCAAUGGGAAUUCAUCUGCAGCCCGCUACGUGCCUGCCCUGGCAGACCCCAGCUCACCCCAGUUUAUUGCUGUGGAGAGACUUGUUUGUGCGCUGGUCAGGGCUGCCUCAGAAUCAAAUUCCGAACUCCGUGAAAACUUCCAGAACUGUCAGGUGGUUGAAUUCACUGAAAGUGAUCAGACGAGACGCAAGAGGGCAGUUUCCGGUUUUGUUCUGGCGGUAUUUGCAGCCAUGUUUCAACUGAACGCGCCCGUUGAGGGUAACACGUUCCAAAAUGCUGUGACAACUGCACUUAGUGAAAAUACAGGAAGCUUGUCAGCUGAUGUUUCAUCCUUAACUUUGGCAGUAACUCGCCUGAUAUGUGUUGAUGGUCACUGUCUGAAUGGGGCAAUCUGUUCAGUGGACAUCACCAACCAGAUUGUUUGCACGUGUCCUGAUGGAUAUAUUGGUGCCCGAUGUGACGUUAUGGGAACAGACGACAUGACAGACACCACAACACCAGGAUCUGGCAAUGGUGGAGUGAUAACGGAAAUAAUUGAUGGAAACAUUACCAACUCACCAGAUUCGGACACGAUGGUACUUCUCAUUAUCCUCAUUUCGCUGGCCGGCAUAGCUGUGCUCGUCCUCGUGGGCUUCAUGUUCAUUCUGUGCAUUUACCUGCAUCAACGAAGCCGUAGUAGACUGCACAGCAGUGUGGUCAAUGGCAACAUGAAGUAUCUCACGCCAAGGAGUGACCAGCACAGUGAAUGGCACCAUGGGAAUGGCGGAUUUACUGAAAUGGACCGACAGAUGCAGUACCUGGCCGAAAACAUCAGCCAGUCACCGUAUUACCGGGACCAGAGAAGAUCAGAGUUGGCCUCCCCAGUCAGACUGUCUGACAGAGAGUUUGUUCAACCGUACCUGGCCACCGGCUUGGAAGCACACCAAAAUGAACGGAGAAGGGUUGCAUCGGGUGAGAACAGAAUGCCAAGCAGAGCCAACGGCAGGACCUCUUCGUCCCCAAAUCGAGCACAGUCCAUCAGGCACUUCUGGGACAACUAGCCAGCAGGACAUCUCUUGUACGCAAGACAUUAGUAUAGCACCUACUUAUACUGAGCUUGUUUUGGGGGGAGGGAACAGAAAUGAUGAUUUAUGUUUCCAAGUAGUAUUUGACAGAUGUGCAAGGUCCCCAACCUGUAUUUUUACUUGUAACUACUGGGGCACUCCUGGUUUAGUUUUGUGGAUGGUCAGGCCAAAAAAAGAAAAAGGAAAAGAAUCCGGAAAAAUUGCAUUUGCCCCUAUGAAGUUGGUUCAGUAAUGUGAUAACCAAGCAUGCAUUAUCUCAUGCUUUGUUCUGCAUACCAAGUUUAUCGUGAAACGAUAAUUAGUGUGAAACAAAACUCAGUGGACCUUCAUAAUAUCCGACAGUCCACUAAAAUUUUGACCAUAGUGUAAAGGUAGUGCCUUUGCAGCUUCUAAAAUUCCACUGGUUUCUGUGCGCUGUGCUACUCACAGAAUUAAAGAAAAAAUAUAUAUCAUUAACAGUUUUCAUGUGUGAAGGGCAAACACUGACAUUUUGGCUGUGCUUGUUUGCUCUUUCUGUUUCACUUAGAAUGCUGGGAUUGAAAUCUUCACUGUUGUCACAAAAGGACAAAUUUGGCUCCAAAUCAUCACGUUUUCACAUUUCUAUUUUUGGGGUGAAAUCAACAGGUUGUCAGAUGCUAAUAGGUCUGACCAAAUCUAUAGAAAUCAAAUCAGUGAUCUUUGCGGGGUACAUUUCAUGUAAACGGCAUGUCGGUCUGGUGGUCAUAUUCACAAGGAGACACAUUUGUGCUUUAUAGAGAUUACAUUGUGCAAAAUUCACUCUACCUGACUUUUUUUGUUUACAAGGAGGAACAAAUUUAAUCUCUAAGUUCAUUUAUAUGUAACAAAUCUGCACCUGACAUUCACAGUGGCAGUGGUAAAAGUGUGCGUACCUUGUGUAUUACUGUUUGUCUCAGUGAACUGAGCUGCUGUUCCAACAUGAUCACAUCACUUGCUACUGGGCUGAUGUAAUCCCAGGUUACCUGGCUUGUUCAGAUUUCACAACUACUGACUGUGGCAUUGCCGAUACAAAACACACUGACAAACAGGUAGACAGGCUUUUUGAAAAAAUUCUUGACUUCUGAUUCCAGAAAUCUUCACAUCUGCCUUCCCUCAAUUGCCUUAACAAGAUUUUGCUCAUAAACCAGACCAGUUUAUUAGUUUUCUAAAAUUCAUGGGUACGAAUCCUCCCCCUGUCUUCUUUUGUUUCUGAAACAUGUAUAUUAACAGUAUUUUAUUGUGAAUUUUUUACAUAGUGAAGGCAGAACUCAGGCCACUUUAACAACUUACAGACACAUUUUAUGUAUUUCUAUUUUAAUGGUUGAAUGUUGUAUUGAGUUUUAUUCAGUAUCAACUUUUGUCAGUCACACAAUUCUUGAUGACAUGAUGUGAACUUUUUGAGGUGCCAAGUGUAGUAAAGCAAAUUUAUAUCUUAGCCUCAUACCUGUCUUUGAAAUGUUUCCAUUUUGUGGAAAUCCUUUCAUUGACUGAAGAGAGUUCUUAUAUUUGAGAAUUUCUCAAAAUGCAAGUAUUUGAAACUAUCUCUUAGCAAAUAUUUGAAUUUUGAAUACCUUUAAAUGAGCCCUUUUUUGUUGGAAAACUAAAGAAAGGGAUUGUGUAAACACCAUAACAAUAGACUGAAAUGAUUGAAAAACGUAAAUGUGGUGGGAAAGGGCUAUUGAUUUAUCUACUGGUUGUAGCUGGUUACAAAUUAACAUGACUGAAAUGAAUUUUAACCAAUUUUCAUUUUAACAUGGCCAUUUUUGCUUGCACUGCCAUCUGUGAAAACACAUGUAAUGCUUUAAUGAAGGGAGCACUCACGAAUUCAAUUUUAGUCUGGACAUUAUUUUUCUUGAUAUUACACACUCAGUUUGCCAUAAAAUGACAUUGAAAUAAACCCCCAUCCAGAAAAGACACUGUAAAAAUACUCAUUGGCAUUUAAACAAAUCCAGUUGCCCAUUUGUAAUGGCUUUAAAAUGGCUUACUGCUUUAACGCGAGGAUAUUCUUAUCAAACACUUUUAGGCUUUUUCUUUUGUUUGUGCGACUCGACCGUGAUCAAUAUAUAAUGAAUGCUAGAUCAAAAUGUAAAUAGCAGCUGUCAGUCUUGUUUUGGAACGUUUUAAAGAGUCAUUUUCCUAAAUCACUUCUUACCAAAUCAAAUUAAUGUGAAAUUUAACAGAUUGGUGUUCUGCCUUAUGUAUAUGGGGUUUUCUAACUAAGUGGUUCUUAAUUUUUAGGAAGCAGAAAUAAAUUAGUGUUUUGCAGGAGUAGAUGUGAGA